ACAACAUCCAACCUAAACCUCCAUCCGACCAAUGCUGCGUCAAGCCUGGCGGUUUCUCCCCCGUCCAGCGCAUCCAACCACUCCCGCGGCGCCACGACUGAUUGGUGCCACACUUCAGGCUAUUAGUCUUUCUAUCCCCGCCGGUGUUGUCACAGCGCGCUGAGGGCUACCCAGCUUGGGGCUGGUGAAGGAAGAGUCUCCCCCACCUUCUUCAGGAACAAGCCACGCUCAUCCCUCUCAGUUCUCUCUAACCCACAGCAGUAAAAUGAUGUUUCAUUCUGCUCCAAAUUACAUGAAACAAUCCGCGAAGAUGGGUCCUGACCCCUUGCAUCGUCCAUGUCGUCAUUCUAGCUUCCUUAUUUUCUCCGGAAGGGCAGCCAAUUGGCCAAGUUGGUCCACCCAACUGUCAAUAGGCAUAGCAAAGCUUAGGAACUCAAAACAACCCGUCGUGGACAGAACAGCCUAAUCACCAGGGCGAAUAUUGGUGUAAAAAGGCUUCUAAGCACCUAACUAGGUUCCCUUUGGCACUAGUUCAACCACUUUUCGGCCCGUUCCGAGAGCCUGGUCGCUUUUCUCCAAAACUCGUAUCUCCCUUUUUGUCACUCUUCAGAAAGGAAGAAAAAAAAUGAGGCGAGUUGACAGGGUUGCCCCUCAGAUGUUGGACAAAAAUAGCAAACAGACCAUGAACACUGUCUUGCUGCCUUCCUUCUGCCAUUUUCCCUACCUGGAAUGGUGUGCUAUGCUUAGUUGCUAUUACUAUUAUUAUUACUAUUAGCAUUAUUAUUAUUAUUAUUAUUAUUAUUAUUUCGUCGAUAAUAAUGCUGCGCAGUACAAGCUGCGGAAUUGCAUGUUCUGGCACCCACUUUGGCGACCCAACUAGGCCUUUGUCAGGUAAGAGUAAUAUCUCCGACUCGAUCUUGACCGCUUGGGCUGGUGGCCUUCCGUCAUUGGGUAUUUCGCAUAGUUUACUCUGUCUUUUUUUUGCUUUUUCUCUUUCUCUUCCUUUUUCUUUUUUUCAAAUUACAAUUCUGCUCUCCAAGUCGAUGAUGAAUGGAAUGUCCAAUCGAAGGGGUCCGUGUUUCGAAAAUCCUCCACGUGGAGGUUGUUUUCAAGCACCGAGUCCAAGUGGCAGUUUUACUCGUCCUGCGUCAUCGUUUAUUGAUAGUAUCUUCUAAGACCUGUCUCCCUCGAGAACUUUUCGGUGUGCACGGUUCAGAUUGCUCGCAUCACUUUUACACUCAUACCACAUUCAAAAGUUAGCCUCCCCCCCCCCCACGCAUUCUACCUGGCGAUUGGUGGCUCGGUUCCUACCUCUGAUCAUCAGGGUCCUGGCCUGUGUCCCAAUGUCACGUGUUGGACCAUACGAGGCAUGGCCAUAUUUAAGCCCUACUUGGAGAAACCGAGAUGGAUGCUCUCGAGCAGACAUACUUGCAGCAUUGGAAAAGGGUAUAUAUAUGUCCUCCCGGGGUUGUCAUUUCUUCCCGUGUGUUCAAGUCAGUUUCAACAACAACUUAAACCUAUAUCAUAUAUAUACUCAUAUUCGCCAUCUUUGCUUUGCAACCUCCUCCUCCCUUACCCUCAUAACCUCUCACGAAGCAAACCAAUCACUCCCCUAUCCGUACACACGGUCUUUCUUUUGUUUAGAAUCUGGCAUUCUUCUCAAAAGCUACAACCGCUACCAUGGCUCAUAGUCGCAAACACCAACAGCCCCAAUACACUUCCGUGAGUCGCGAAUUGCCUAUCACAGGCUAUCCAAACCCAUAUCUGACCGAAUCCGUGACCGCCCAGUAUCAUACGCCUCGCUCACAAUACCCAUUGCCGACCUCUGUCGCACCGGCCAUGAGCUACUCCUCGUCAACGGACAGCAACAGUUCCACGAGGACGGCAUCAAGCAUGAUCUCAACGAGUAGCGGACAUCAGCAACAAACGGCAUAUUACAGCUCUCAUUAUCCCACAACGUCGGCUGGUUUCACAGACCCAAUCUAUCAACAACAACAACAACAACAACAACGGCAGGCAUCCGCUAGCUACACGACUAGCCCGGAGUAUGUACUGGUCACAGAGGAGGCUGCAACGACACCGUCAAGGCCAGCAAGGGCUGCGGGUCUAGAAAGAUCCGGCAGCAGAUACGUCUGCAUGUUCCCGCGCUGCGAAAGCAGUUUCAGUCGCUCCGCAGAUCUCAGCCGCCACUACCCCACCGUCCACUUCCCGGACUCUGUCAGACUCGACUGCCCCAAGCCCAGAUGCUCGCGAAAGGGUGAGCAGGGCUUCACGCGCCAGGACCAUCUCAACGAGCAUCUGCGCCAGUACCACAAGGAGCCCGUCACUAAGCGGAGAUCUUCGAAAUCUUCCUCGCAGCGCCCGGAGACAUAUCGCUAGAUGAUCUAGUUCCCGCGUGUUUCUGUUUUCCCAUACUCGAUCGAUGGGACGGCGGAUAUAUCACCCUGCCGUGACCCUCCUAAUAUGCCCUAAUAAUUUUCCCGGCAUAUUUUUUUCUCACAUGUCGUUUUCCGAUAUUAUAAUAUUUUCUUUUCCUGUCACUUGCUGGUCUGGAGCUGGUUCUCGAAAGCCUACAAAUGCGGGGAAAGAAAGCCAGACGGUGAAUGAAUGAUACGCUACUCGCUCAUUUUUUGUCUGGGCGAUUAUGCUUAACGGUCCCACCGCCGACUGCGCUUCUUUUGAAUUUCCUUUGUCUUCUUCUCUUCUAUCGUUUAUAUUCUGCCUUGUCAGUUAUUAUUGCUAUACUUAAUAUUUUCUUUUUCCUGUUGUUCUCUCUUGGAUUGUUUCCUCUUGCCUUUAUCUGCAUUCUGUUUAUUCUUCCUUUUGAAAUUUUUACAUAUUUUCCCAAAUGCUUUACACAGCGAGCAUCAGAUUGGAAAUGGAACGGUGUUAUCUAUCUCUAUUUCAUGAGCGGAGGGUUCUAUUGGAUUUUCACACAGGAUUUUUUUUUUCCUUUCUCACUGUAUGAUAUAUUCUUGAUAUAUUCUAUUUUUGCCUCAAUUUAUUUUCCAUUCUUGUUGUCUCUUUGCUGCCUUUGAAGCGUCUGCGUUUUCCUGUAACUAUAUGUUUACUACUUCAAGUAUCACUACAUAUCUUUAUUCUCUGAGUUUUACUUUUAUUACUUUCUGCUGCUAUGUCUGUUACUGUAUUUAUGUAUAAUUUUGUAAUGCAGAAUUCUCAAAGCAUUCUAUUGUAGUUAUGUGUCUCUCUUACUCUAUCUAAUUCUUGAAGUUGAUUUUAGGUAGAUCAGAUCAUAGUUAAGGUUUUAUUCCUGUUUGCAGGAUGUCUUUUCUAGGGUUAUCUUCUGUUCUAAUGAUUUAUCACGUGCUAAACUUUUCUUCGUGCUUGCAUUUCCCCAUUUCCCGUAAGUUACAUAACUAAAUCUACAUCUGGGGUGGUUAAUUACAGGAUUUGAAACGUGAAUCCAUACUAGAUUAUACUGAUA
This is a messenger RNA of Blastomyces dermatitidis ER-3, 3445 nucleotides long. RefSeq lists its product as uncharacterized. The coding region runs from base 1681 to 2379 and encodes 232 amino acids. Lineage: Eukaryota; Fungi; Ascomycota; Eurotiomycetes; Onygenales; Ajellomycetaceae. The transcript has 2 exons. The record is from RefSeq and is a predicted model, not a curated record.